AUGUCAACCACCACAACUUCAGUCAGCUCAACCAGCACCGCCAGCUGCGGCGGCAGUGUCUGGCAAAUCCCAACAACAGACUAUGCCUGCGCCGCCAUCAUCAGCGGUAACAUGACCGAAGCCAUGGAUCAUUGCUGCAAGGACGCCUCCCCCAAGAAAUACGACAACGACUGCGGUAUCUACUGUCUCGCCCAGGGCCAAGACAUCGGCUCUCUCCAAUCUUGUAUCUCCAGCAAGAGCGGCAACUACCACGACGUCUUCUGUAACACCUCUCGCCAGAAUGCGACCGCCACUGCCGCUGCCACCAAGACUUCUACCUCCACCGGCACCCACACCAGUACCUCGACCUCGACUUCCACCCACAAUGCUGCCGUCGCAAACCAGCCUGUGUCCAAGUCCGGACUUGGUCUCGUUGCUUUGAUCUUUGGAUCGGCUUUUAUGGCUGCUUUCUCUUAG
Messenger RNA from Penicillium nucicola, 456 nucleotides. RefSeq lists its product as uncharacterized. NCBI's taxonomy places the organism in Eukaryota, Fungi, Ascomycota, Eurotiomycetes, Eurotiales, Aspergillaceae. The transcript has a single exon. The coding region runs from base 1 to 456 and encodes 151 amino acids. The record is from RefSeq and is a predicted model, not a curated record.